UGAAGAUCUGGAAGGCAUGUUGUGCAAGUGGUACUUGCCUCUACGUGGCAGCCAUGUCUACAUGUAUACAAGGGAUCAAAGACGGAAAGAGCCCCGCAGUAUCGAUGUCAUUUGCGCCCUUUGAGCGACGACUUGUCUCUCUCCUUCCUUGUUUGAAACGGAAGCCGACAUAGGGGGAAGCUACAAUGCAGCAAUCAUUGGGAUCUCAUCAAUCUUAUGAGGUCAAGCCUCCCAUGUAUAAGAGUACACCACCCGUCAGAAACUCUUCAUAACCGGACAGCACUCUCAACUAAACAAUACUCCAUCCCACGAUAUUCGAAGCAUAACGCAACAUCAUUCUACAACUUGAUAACAGCUCCCGACCAAGAACUUCAACACUCAUUCUCCCCACCUGAUUCACAGACAAUAAGAUGUCUACCAAAGCACGCAGCAAUGCCACCAUCUCCUGCCUUUGCGGUUCCAUCCAACAAACAGUAACCCUCUCUCACGUGGAUACCGACAUCGUCCUCUGCCAUUGUACAUCCUGCCGACACCUGAGCGGGCAACUCUUCACAUCCUGUGUUGCCCUCUCAUCAGCUCCCGCUUCUGUCGACGGCCUCACGACAUAUCACUCGGACCCGGACCACCCAAACCUUGAAACAACAAGUUACUACUUUUGCUCAACAUGUGGUUGUCACGUCUUCCAGCGCUCGAGUUAUUACUCCGACAGUGAUGACGACGACAACGACGACAGCUACAAAGAACAACCUGAGUGGGCGGUAGCAACAGGCGUGAUCACAUCAUCCAAGAAAGAUAAUCCAAGCAUCAAAAUAAACUGGCAGCACCAGAAGGUGGACGACACCAAAGAUUGGGGGUUAUCUCUCUGGCUUCCAACCAUAAUCACAUCCACAUCCGACAACAACAACCAAAAAGCCACCAAGAUCCUCCACACCAUCACUGCUCCAAGCACCAACAACACAAACGGUCUCGACCACGUCCUCCACGCAGCCUGCCAUUGCAAACGCAUCUCCUUCUCCCUCUCCCGCCCCUCCGAAGCCAGCACCCUCCCCCACCGCGGCUACCCAGACGUCAUGUACUCGUACGCCGUGGAGCCAGAAAGCGUGACUUCGAAUCCUCAUGACGAGAAGUGGUGGCUUCGCGGGCCUGAACCGCAGUGUACCUCCUCCUCCGCCAGAACCCCUCCGUUAGACGAAAACACCAAAUUCACCAGAUACUUCACCGCCGCCUGCGUCUGCAAAUCCUGCCGCCUGGCCUCUGGCUUCGAAGUUCAGUGCUGGGCUUUUGUGCCGACGUGUAAUAUCCAUUUUGCCUCCGUUGUUGAAGGUGGUCGAGAUUUCAAUACCCUCCCUCGGGGUCUUCUCAACAGGUACGAAUCCUCCCCCGGAGUCUGGAGGGAGUUUUGUCCCACUUGCGGAGCCACGGUGUUUUAUCACGCUGAGGAGGCGGAGGAUGUGAUUGAUGUUAGUGUUGGUCUAUUUGAUAGUGAUAAGUGGGAUAGGGGAGCUAGGGUGGAGGAUUGGUUGGAGUGGGGGAGGGGGAGAGUGUCGUAUGCUGAAGGGGUUAGGGAGGGGAGGAGCGGUGGGAUGGCCGAUUGGGCGGAGAGGGUUCUAAGGGGGCUUGAGGGGGGGAUGAGAGGGUGA
This is a messenger RNA of Neurospora tetraspora, 1640 nucleotides long. Its product is annotated as Mss4-like protein. The coding region runs from base 411 to 1640 and encodes 409 amino acids. NCBI's taxonomy places the organism in Eukaryota, Fungi, Ascomycota, Sordariomycetes, Sordariales, Sordariaceae. Gene Ontology annotation, molecular function: carbon-sulfur lyase activity. The record is from RefSeq and is a predicted model, not a curated record. The transcript has a single exon.